Myiozetetes cayanensis is the source of this 2584-nucleotide messenger RNA. RefSeq names its product serine protease inhibitor 2.1-like. The record is from RefSeq and is a predicted model, not a curated record. NCBI's taxonomy places the organism in Eukaryota, Metazoa, Chordata, Aves, Passeriformes, Tyrannidae. Gene Ontology annotation, biological process: negative regulation of endopeptidase activity. The coding region runs from base 179 to 1438 and encodes 419 amino acids. Gene Ontology annotation, molecular function: serine-type endopeptidase inhibitor activity. The transcript has 5 exons.
UCAAUAUUUGCUUUGUUUCCUCCUUUUUUUUGGUUGGCUCUAAUUUUUAUCAAGUCUGUUUAAUGUUUAACGGCACUAAUUAAGCAGAAGAUGAUGUAGCAGUAUAAGUAACAGUGCAGGGAACAACAUGGUCAGCUGAAUGCAACAGGGCUUCUGAUUUUAAUAAUUUGAAAAGAAGAUGAAGUGUCUCCUGUGCCUGUGUUUACUCCUUGCUGCUCUUUGUGCUGUAACCCAUUGUCACCAUGAAGAUGUUUGCCAUGAAGUCAACAAUACUAAUCUGCAAGAUGGAACAGAAAAUUUAUUGACACAUAAGUGUGACAAGCAAGGCUCUAACUAUGCAGAUUUUGUAUUUAGAUUUUACAAGCAAGCUAUAUCAAAAGAAGCUGAUGAAAAUGUUUUCUUUUCUCCCAUGAGCAUCUCCACUGCAUUUGCCAUGCUGGCUGUUGGUGCUAAGUCAACCACCCUGUCUCAGAUUUUUGGAGGACUGGGCUUUGACAAUCUGACUGAGGCUCGUGUAGGUGAUAUACAUGACAGUUUUCACAAAGUUUUAUCAGUAAUGAACUGUGCUGAUGCUAAUAUCACAGUAAAUAUAGGGAAUGCCAUUUUUACAGCUACUGGAUAUGAACCACAGGAGUCAUUUUUACAAAAUACCAAACAAUUUUAUGAUGCAGAUUUUUUUCCUAGUGAUUUCCAUAAACCAGAAGAAGCUAAGAAGCAAAUCAAUAAAUACGUAGAGGAGAAAACUAAGGGGAAAAUCCCUGAAUUAGUUGGUUAUCUUGAUCCAAGUACUGUACUAGUUCUAGUUAACUACAUUUAUUUUAAAGCUGCCUGGGAAAAGUCUUUUGAUCCUUCGUGUACCUAUGAGGAUGAUUUUUUUGUGAACACAAAUGCAUCUGUUAGAGUCAACAUGAUGCAGCGCGACAGUAUCUUUAAUGCUUACUAUGACCAGGAUCUCUCCUGCAAGGUGAUAGAGCUGCCUUACCAGGGCACUGCCCGAGCAUUGCUCAUUCUGCCUGAUGAUGGAAAGAUGAAGCAAGUGGAAGAUGCUCUCUCCAAGGAAACUCUUUGUAAAUGGGAUGACAAACUUACGACCAGGAGAUUAAAUCUGCAUUUACCGAAGUUUUCUAUUAGUGGGUCUUACGAUGUUAAAAACCUGUUUGAGAAAAUGGGCAUUACUGAAGUGUUCUCAGGUAAUGCUGAUCUGUCUGGAAUUAGUGGCAGCCAUAAUCUCCAGGUUUCAGAAGCAAUUCACAAGGCCCUGCUGGAAGUUGAUGAGGCUGGAACUGAAGCUGCAGGAGCCACUGCCAUAACCAUGAACAGAGUUCUGUUUCUUUCAGAUACCAUCAAAUUCAACAGGCCCUUCAUUAUUUUGAUCUCUGGCAAGCAAACUGGCACUACACUUUUCAUGGGGAAAAUUGUUGAUCCUACUAAAAAGUAAUUGCUGAGUUUUUUGGCAUAUUGUUAUUGGCCACACAUUAUAAUGGGCACAGUGUUUGUACACGUGGGCUAGUGAGUGCUACUAACUACUCUCUGACUGAGGGAUAUUCAGAAAUAAAUGAGGAAUUUACUUGUCAAAUUAAUAAGCAAAACAGUUGUAAGAAAACCACAUCAAGUAAGGCUUUUUAAAUGUAACACUUUCCCUAAUUGAGUAAUUGUAUUGGGUUUGAAUGGCAAGGUUUUGGUAAUGGGGGUGGGGCUACAGGCGCUUCUUUGAGAAGCUGGUAGAAGCUUCCUUCAUGUCCAACAGAACCAAUGGCAGCUGGCUCCAGGACAGAGCUGGCACUGGCCAAUGCUGAGCCCAUCAGAGAUGAUAGUAAUGCUUGUGUGAUAAUAUAUUUAAGAAGGGGAAAAUAAAAGUUAUUUUGCAAAAGUAAUUGUAGCCAGAGAAGAGCAGAGUGAGAACAAGUGAAAGAAACAGCCCAGCAGACACCCAGGUCAGUGCAGAAUGAGAGGGAGAAGGUGAUCCAGGUGCCAGAGCACAAAUUCCCCUGCAGCCCAUGAUGAAACCCUGGUGAGGCAGCUGUGCCCCUGCAAGCCCUGGAGGGAUGCAGCAAUCCACCUGCAGCCUGUGUAGGAGAUGGGUGUCCAAAGGAGGCUGUGACCCCAUGGGAAGCCCACACUGGAGCAGGCUCCUGGUAGGAGCUGAGGACCCCUGGAGAGAGGAAACCAUGCUGGAGCAAGUUUGCUGGCAGGACUUGUGAUCCUGUGGGUAACCUGGGAUGGAGCAGCCUGUUCCUGAAGGACUGCACCCCUUGGAAGGGACCCAUCCUAUAGCAGUUCAUGAAGAACUGUAGUCCAUGGGAAGCACUCACACUGGAGAAGUUUGUGGAGGACUAUUACCUGUGGGAGGGACCCUAUACUGGAAAAGGAGUAGGACUCCUCUCCCUGGGAGGGAGCAGCAGGAGAAACAAAAUGUGGUGAACUGACCAUAAAUCCCAUUCCCCAUCUCCCUGCACAGUUGGGGGGGAGAAAGUAGAGCCUGGGAAGGAGGGAUGGGUAGGGGGAAGGUGUUUUUAAGAUUUGUUUUACUUCUCAUUAUCCUGCUCUGGUUUUGAUUGUUAAUAAAUUAAUGUAAUUUCCCCAA